AGAAGCAAAUCAUUCUUCCUUGUGAAUACGACACACACUCUCCAGUUUCCAUAUGCUGAGAUUAUACUUCUUCAUCCUUUUGAUGGGCUUGGUGAGGUCAGACACAGAUGAAGCAUGUUCUGAGUUCACCAGACUGGGCUUUCACAGUGCAGUGGUUGGCACAGGACUGAACGUGAAACUGAUGCUUUACACAAGGAAAAACCUGACCUGUGCACAAGCCAUCAACUCCACAGCUUUCGGGAACUUAAAUGUGACCAAGAAAACCACCUUCAUCAUCCAUGGAUUCAGGCCAACGGGCUCUGCUCCAGUUUGGAUGGGGGACUUAGUAGAGGGGUUGCUCUUUAUAGAAGACAUGAACGUGGUUGUGGUUGACUGGAAUCGAGGAGCUACAACUUUAAUAUAUACCCAUGCCUCCAAGAAGACGAGAAAAGUGGCACAAGUCUUGAAGGAAUUUAUUGACCAAAUGUUGGCAGACGGCACUUCUCUGGACAACAUUUACAUGGUUGGAGUAAGUCUAGGAGCCCACAUAUCUGGGUUUGUUGGAGAAAUGUACAAUGGGCAACUGGGGAGAAUUACAGGUCUCGACCCUGCAGGCCCUUUAUUCAACGGGAGACCUCCCCAGGACAGAUUAGAUCCCGGCGACGCGCAGUUCGUGGACGUCAUCCAUUCCGACACUGACGCACUGGGCUACAAAGAACCAUUAGGAAAUAUAGACUUCUACCCAAAUGGAGGAUUGGAUCAACCUGGUUGCCCCAAAACAAUAUUUGGCGGAAUGCAGUAUUUUAAAUGUGACCACCAGAGGUCCGUGUACCUGUACCUUUCUUCCCUGAGAGAAAGCUGUGCUAUCACUGCAUACCCCUGUGAUUCCUACCGGGAUUACAGGAACGGCAAGUGUGUCAGCUGCGGCAUACCACAAAAGGAGUCCUGCCCCCUUCUUGGCUAUUAUGCUGAUAACUGGAAAGACUAUUUAAGAGAGAAAGACCCUCCUGUGACUAAAGCAUUCUUUGACACAGCUGAGGAGAAACCAUACUGCAUAUAUCAUUACCUUGUGGAUAUUAUAACUUGGAAUAAGAAUGUAAGAAGAGGGUCCAUUACAAUCAAAUUGAAAGACAAAGCUGGAAACAUCACCGAAUCCAAAAUUGAUCAUGAACCUGCAACAUUUCAGAAAUACCACCAAGUGAGUCUGCUUGCAAGAUUUAACCAAGAUCUGGAUAAAGUGGCAGCAAUUUCCUUGGUGUUCUCUACAGGAGCUAUAACAGGCCCAAAGUACAAGCUCAGGAUUCUCCGAAUGAAGUUAAGGUCACUAGUCCAUCCAGAGAGGCCCCAGUUGUGUCGGUAUGAUCUUGUACUGAAGGAAAAUGUGGAAACAGUCUUUCAACCUAUUCUUUGCCCAAAGUUGCUAAUGUGACUUGUCAGAAUACCAGCACACCAGGAACAUCAAGGAAGCUACGAUGACAGGCUUUUUCAAAGCUUCACCUCACUUUUUUCUUACGGCACAAAAAGUACAGGAAAGCCAAGGAUUUUUUCACUACUGUCCUAUGGAUGUCACAUUACAAAACAUCAAAUGGCCUUGUGAUUAUAAAAUCAUCCUGGGAAGGGAGCAACUAACUAGGGCAAGUCAGAAAUUGCCAGGCUCCUGAAGGCACAGAGCUUUGUUCAGCUACAUCCUGAGGCCUCGUUUGUUCUGGUCUGUCGAUCCCGCUGCUCAUCACAGGGGCUCUUCUGCUCACUGCAGCUGCGGGGCAGGUGUCUUAGAGGGAAGGACUAGCUGGAGCCUACACUUUGGACUCGACUCCACAUUCCCUGUGCCAAAUUCCUCCAGGUCCCGCAUGCAGGAGAGAAAGGAAACUGACCUACCUCCCAGAGCUGUUGGGUUCAAGAAGCGAGUCUGUGAAGGGUUCUUUGAAACCCCGUGAGUGCCGCAUCUGUGAAAUGUCUGAUAAAUGUGAAUAUGCUUUUAUUUAUUUUGAUAUAGCUUUUCUAAUAGGCAAUGAGAAGGCUUCUCCUUAUCAACACCAGCUUCUCUCCCAGGCCAUGCUCUGGGAAGGCCAGAAAGUUGCACCCCUGGCUUCCUGCCUCUCUAAAGUCGUGCUGGUGCCACGAGGAGGUGGGGAUGGUGGGGAUGGAAAGGAGGCAGCUGUUGGCACUAGAUAGUAAGUGGAUGAGGGCGGAAGGGCAGAGGAAGCAGUGGAGCAGCCUUACAGAAGAGUGACAAAAAAAGGACUGAGAGGCAGGAGAGAAAAAGCAGAGCUUAUUUUUCACUUAAGAUGGAGAAAGAAUCACUUUACAGGCAAACCUCAUUUUAAGAAAUCCUUUAAAAACAUUUUUCCUUAUUACCAAUGUAAUCCAUGAUUAUUGAAUGAAAUUUUUAAAAUGUAUAGAUGCAAAACAAAAAAGUACCAUAUGUAAUCCUACCUGUUGGAGGUAAUUAGCAUUUUUGAAAGUCGUGGAGUAAUUUGCUUUGCUAAUGUGAAUUCAAAGCAUAGACCAACUUGCUCUCGGAGAAUCUGAAGCCUCCAGUUUCAGGAAGCCUCAGCCUUCCCCAGAAGUAGGUGUGAUCUGUACAACUGGAAUGACAAGAGCAGCUGAGCCAAGAGGCCCUGGAGGGCCAAGGCCAGAGGAACGCGUUCAUCCGUCCCACAGCUGUGGCCACUGCAGGAUGGUUCCUGAGAUUCCUGAGUGCCAUGGAUCUCCUCAUCUGAGUGACUCCUCUACUGCUUUCUGUGAGAA
Molecule: messenger RNA, 2730 nt
Organism: Choloepus didactylus (southern two-toed sloth)
Lineage: Eukaryota; Metazoa; Chordata; Mammalia; Pilosa; Megalonychidae
Gene: LIPH
Product: lipase H
Exons: 10
Coding region: 53-1408 (451 amino acids)
Biological process (GO): lipid metabolic process
Molecular function (GO): lipase activity; carboxylic ester hydrolase activity
Source: RefSeq, a predicted model, not a curated record